ACUAUUGCAGCGGACCGUCUACGUCCGUACAGACGCUGCAGCACCGCAUCAGUUUGUCUUUCGAGUUUGGAGUACUAUUGCGAAUAAAACGAAUUACGAAAUCAGCAUUCGCCGCGUGCGCGCGUAAACUCGUAACCGCGGUAUAUAUAGUACCUGUACGCGCGGUAUCACCGACGACGAAACCGCGGUUACUGCGGUCAAUUACAAUUACUCCGGCGAAGACGCACAUUAUUCUCCAUCUAUCAUAAUCAUUAUCGUUUUUUUUUUAUUUAAAAUAUUAUAACGUCGAUUAUUGUACAUACACCGUGGAUGUCGUUGCUGUGACGUGGACGAAAAGCUGAAUCGCGUGCUUCCUGCAGCAGAAAACUGCCAUCUUACACUCAAAAACGAGGAGGUUUGCUGAUGAUUAGGAGAACUGUUGAUGACGACGAGGACUGCUGACGACGACGAGGACUAUUGACGGCGACGAGGGCUGCUGACGGCGACGAAGGCAGUUGACUACAAAGAUGGCGGCCGAGGAAAACGGUCUGCUGUACAACAAGGCCCGGUCGGCGUCCAUAUGCGCGUUCGGUUUCCCACCUGGCAGCACCGAAUACCUGUUGGCAUGUGCCAAGGCGGCAGCGUCCACGCCUCCGCCUCACAGGCAUGUAGGCGGCGCGGCCGCCAUAGCGGCCGCCGAGGACAACAAGCGACGUCGACCGGCCGUUCGGUCGCAGAGUGCUCGGACCAGCGGUGGCCGGUCGAUCCGGAAAAAGGCACUGGUGGCCGCGGCGGUGGGAGCCCAACACGGUCAGCAUCUCAGCGACAGCAGGUCGAGCGUCCGCAGUGGUUACAGCGACCCAAGGCUGCAUGAGUCUUCGCCCCAAGACGGAAUGGCGUUCAAACGGAAACCAUCUUCCAGGAAAGUCAACUCGAACCACAGGAAAUCCGGAGCAUUCUUAGACGUGCCGCCGGGCGAAAACAAAAAGCUCGCGGAACCCGAAGAUCCCGAAAACUCGUACAGGCUUAGGUCGUUUAGUUUUACGUCGAAAGGUAUUGUGAACAGAGGAGAUUCAUUUCGGAAACGCCGGUCGAGGAGCAACAGCCUGGCCCGAGAAGACGACCCCAAGGAAUGCACGCCCCCAAUCCCGUACGACAAUAAUAACCAGCAGGUGCAACAACAACAGCAGUUUCAGCAUCAGCAGGAGCAACAACACCGGAAAAACGAAUGCGGGGACGACAUAACUUCGCACACGGUGUCACUGAUGGGAUCAAGAGGAGUGGGCAAGACCACUCUCAUAAGUCAGUUUAUGACUUCAGAAUACAUCAACGCCUAUGAGAGGCAAAGAGACAACUAUGAGUCGUCAGUGCAGUCGGUGUGCAUAAUGUUGAACGGUGAAGAAUCUGAAUUGAGGUUUAUCAAUGACGGAGAAGUUUCGACUAAGGAAGACCGAGUGGCCGGGAGCAAACCCGCAGAUGCGUACCUGGUGAUCUUCUCGGUGGUGGACAAAAACAGUUUCGAAACUGCUGAGACGAUUCUGAAGAACCUCCGUGAACACGAAAUGUUACGAUCGAGACCAGCCAUAUUGGUCGGCAACAAAGUCGACAUGGCCAGGAGCAGAGAAGUUACGGCUCAAGAGGGUAGAUACUUGGCGUGCACGUGUAGAGCCAAGUAUAUUGAAGUGUCGGUGGGCAUCAAUCACAACGUCGACGAGCUGCUGGUGGGCAUCCUCACGCAGAUCAGACUCAAACGGGCUGACAGUGGUGAGGGACACGACCAUUGGUACAAAAACCGAAACUUUAUAAAAGCCAGCCUCAAAGCCAGACAGAUGUUCACGUGGGUGUUUGGCAAGGAGGACACGAAAACGAAAAACUGUGAAAAUCUCCAAGUCCUCUAGUCGGCAUGUCAACAACAUUAUAAUAUUAGAAGAAUAAUAUGCAUAAUAUUUAUAUUGUAGGUAUUAUCUGGUAUACUAUCAUAUAAUUUUUUAAUUCAGGGUUUUGUUUUUUUUUUUUUAAACUAUUUUAUACAUAUUAUUAUAUUAUUUCGUGUAGAUAGGUUCGCUACGAUGAGUGGGAUCAUAUAUUAUAAAAUAUUUUACUAUCACUGUUGUUUUUGUUAGGAAUAAUUUAGUAUUUUUAAUGAUAUUCUUUAAAUUGAUAUUUUCAUUAUUUGUACCGCCAAUAAAAAACAUAUUUUUUAGUAAUUCACAAUAAUAUGAACACACAUGCGAUAUGGACUACAUAGGCAAUUAUAUGUAUACCACAAGAUGUCUUUAUGCGUUAGUCCUUCUAAACUUCAUCGUAUACUAUACCGUCCGUCUACUAUAUUAUUAUCGUGUAAUAUUAUAUAUAAUGUUUAUUAUAUAUAUUUACCUUAGGGUCAUCCACAUUUUGCGUUAGAAAACAGGCGGAGAUAUGGGUUUAUUCAAAAUGUAAUCCCCACUAAUUUUGGAUUAAUGUGCCAUGUGCGGACGAUGGAUGGAGCUAUAGCCAACGAGGAAGUAUUAAAAUGUCUAAUAAAAUAUAAUCGAUGGUUAAAACAUGAAACGGUCGGUUUCUUUAGAAUUUUUAAAAAUAAACAUAAAUUCUGUCCUCAAUAUACCUACUGAUUCUUAAUACUCUAGAAUAUCGAAAUAAGUAUAUAUAUACUUAAAUUAAUAAUGAUUACUUUUUCAAAAGAACUUUUUUAUUAUUCCAAAAUAAUCGAUAAACAACA
Acyrthosiphon pisum (pea aphid) is the source of this 2698-nucleotide messenger RNA. RefSeq names its product Rad, Gem/Kir family member 3 (gene Rgk3). The coding region runs from base 507 to 1877 and encodes 456 amino acids. Gene Ontology annotation, molecular function: GTPase activity; GTP binding; calcium channel regulator activity. NCBI's taxonomy places the organism in Eukaryota, Metazoa, Arthropoda, Insecta, Hemiptera, Aphididae. Gene Ontology annotation, cellular component: plasma membrane. The transcript is spliced from 7 exons. The record is from RefSeq and is a predicted model, not a curated record.